Messenger RNA from Punica granatum (pomegranate), 3386 nucleotides. NCBI's taxonomy places the organism in Eukaryota, Viridiplantae, Streptophyta, Magnoliopsida, Myrtales, Lythraceae. The record is from RefSeq and is a predicted model, not a curated record.
AUUCCGUACUUGCGCGGGAAGCUUCCCCGAGACAUUUGCCUCCGUCGGUCCCCCCGCGGUCCCCGCCACCGCACCGCCGCCGCUCGCCACUUGCUGUUCCUAUUUUCGCGCCCUAGAAAAGCUUCCAUUCUCCUCCUCCUUCUCUUCGUCCUCGUCUUUCGCCUUCGCCUUCUUCCACUCCACCACCAAUCUCUCAGAAACCCGAUUCAACGGCAGCAAUGUCCUCGCAGAAGCCCAGGCCCUCCCUCUACCCGGAGGUGAUCGACUCCGGGAUCCACCCCAACCCUAACCCUGGCACCUCCGCGUCCUCCAACCUGUACCCUUCCUUUGACAUGAAGGACAUGGUCGAGAACCUCUUCCCGGAAGGCCAUUCCGCUCCCCACCACCAAGUCCACGCUUACGAUGACCCACGAUCCCCUUCCGCCCCUCCCGAAUCCACCGAGGAGACCCUGAUCCGGGUCCCCGGCGUCAUGCUCCACCUCAUCGACAAGGAGUACAGCGUCGAGCUCGCCUGCGGUGACCUCACCAUCACGGUGCUCCGCCAGGGGGUGAACACCGUGGCCGUCCUCGCCCAGGUGGCGGACGAGAUUCAGUGGCCGCUUACCAAGGACGAGGUGGGCGUCCGGGUCGAUGAAUCGCACUAUUUCUUCUCCCUCUGCAGCUCGGGUAAGGCCAAGUCCGUGUCUAGCUCGAGCGACGAGGAUGAAGGCAGAGUCAAGAAGCGAAAGGCUUACGCUGACGCUCUGUUGAGCUACGGGCUAACGAUCGCAUCGAAAGGGCAGGAGGGUUUGUUGAAGGAGCUCGAUGCCAUUCUGGAUAAAUACAGCAGCUUCUCAGUCCAGAAGGUCUCGGAGAAGGCGAAGAAAGUGGAAGUCUUGGACUCCUCACUGGUGAAGGACACUACUCCAGCUGAAUUAGAAUCGAGCGGGAAGAAGAAGGAGAUGAUCGAGGAGCAAUCUGCGGCGUACUGGACUACUUUGGCCCCGAACGUGGAGGACUACAGCGGGAUCACUGCAAAGCUGAUCGCUGCGGGUUCAGGGCAGCUCAUUCGGGGCAUUCUUUGGUGUGGGGAUGUGACUGUGGAGAGGUUGAAAUGGGGCAAUGAGGUGCUAAAGAAGAAGAUGAGCCAUUCGGAGAAACGAGAGAUCAGUCCACAGACGCUGAAGAGAAUCAAAAGAGCAAAGAAGAUGACAAAGAUGACGCGGAAGGUGGCUACCGGAGUCCUCUCAGGGGUUGUUGGAGUCUCAGGAUUCUUCACAAGCAAAGUUGCGAAUUCAUCAGCUGGCAAGAAGUUUUUUGGGAUGCUUCCUGGGGAAAUUGUGCUUGCUUCCCUUGAUGGAUUUAGCAAGGUCUGUGAUGCAGUUGAAGUUGCCGGAAAGAACGUAAUGUCCACAUCAUCUACUGUGACCACUGGACUUGUAUCCCACAGGUAUGGGGAAGAAGCGGGUCGAGCAGCUAGUGAAGGGCUCGAUGCCGCAGGACACGCGGUGGGAACCGCAUGGGCUGUUUUUAAGAUCCGACAGGCACUUAACCCAAAGAGUGUUAUCAAACCAUCCAGUCUCGCCAAGUCUGCCGCCAAGGCAGCUGCUGCUGAGGCCAAGUCUAAGGCAAAGAAGUCCAAGUGAUCGCUCUUGGGUAACAAUUAGAUUAUAGAAGUCCGAGUGAUUGUGCUUGGGCUUUUGGGGUGUUCGCUGGCCCUGUUGAGUCAAUUAACUGUAAGCUUAUGCAUUGGUAUUCUUUAAUUUGUGGUGUAUAGUUGGCUAUGCCAGUGUUGCUAGUUAGUUAAAUUAUUUUAUUGAUGCUUGAAUAUUUUUCGAUAUUGUCCUCUUGGUCAGAAUAACUGAACUGUACAAAGUUCCAGUAUGCUGUUUCGUGUCUAUAGAUUGGUUCAUAGAAUUAUCUCUGUCUGAUGAUUAUAUUGACGAAUUUUGCACCUGAGAUUCUCUCGGGCUGUUUCUUGGGGACCCAUCGCCUUUGCAAAUCGCAUGUGAGUUGCUGCAUUUAACACUUAUAGAAUUCAUCCUCAAAAAUCUAUGCAAGUCUUUAGCACACUAUGUCAUGCAAUCAUCAAGACUUUGUGGAUAAUAGUUGAUAUUAUACUACUGCCAAUCUUCCAUAUGUAUGAUGUGGUUCGCACUAGAAACGGGUUGAGUUUCGUCCUAUUAAUCCUAGUGUUGAACUACAGCCUGAAGGGUGAAGGCAAUUGUAGGACAGCUCAAGCCAUUUCUGUCAGCAUCAAGAGAGCAGAAACUUUUUUGCAGCCAAUGAGGUAUGCCUUUGUCUCGUAUUCUCUAGCAAAUCUGCGCGUUGAUGGUUGCUUUCAAUGCUUUGGCAUCGUCGACUGUGAUCAGUUUGGAUAGUAAUUUAACAUAGCCACAGAAGAUUUCUUUAUAUUGAUAUUUCUGUGAGCUUGGUAGAUCAUGAAAUGGUGGCUUCCUGUUGUUCUGAUGUUUGACAUCACAGUUCUUGCUUUUUCUGCAUAAUUAAGCAAAAGAAUUAUUGAAAUGUGUCAUGUUCAUCUUUUCACCUUAUUGUCAUUGUCCAUGUAGUGACCUCUCUGGAGUUAGGUCAUGUUAGGUUUCGUUUAGUCAUUAGCGUAUGAUGAAACAUGGGGAUCAAAGCCUACAGCCGAAACCUGACAAAAGUCGUGAAUCAACGGUUGUAAGAUUGCAUGCAACCUUCUAUUAGGGUGUGCACUGGUACUGGUUAUGCCUUUAACCUGAGCCCGUAUAACCUCUACUCUCCAUGGAUUUGGUGAACGUAUUGUUUACGAAUGAUCAAGACGACUGCCAUCAAUUUUGGAUAACUUCUAUCAGCGUCAGGAUGCCCACUUGGUAUGAUGAUUCAUUUUAAAUAUCUAUGCGUUGCAAGUUGUGUUAGGCUUUUGGUUCAGGUGAAUUCAAUUCAAUAUGUUGGGGUAAAACUUUAUAAUAGUGCGGCUUCCACUCUGGGACUGAGCAGCCAUUAGAUACCAUACCCAAUGAGCUCAGUGAAUUCUAUAUGCAGAGCCCACUAAGCCAGUAGAUGAAGAAGAAGAUGAAGAGGAAGAAGAAGUGGGUCUGGUGGCUCUCUUGGAGAUUGCGAGGUGUACUCCACUUCUGGAGCCAAUAGAAAAUGCGACCCACUUUGCAUUAUAUAUAUAUAUAUAUAUAUUUUUUUUUUUUUCUUUUCUCUCUUUACUUAUUAUUAUAUAUUGAUAUAUAAGAUUAAGUCCGUCUAACGUGAUGGGGGGUCAUCGUGACAUAUUUGAUUCUUUUUUGGUGUAAACAUUGGUAUCUGGAAGCCCAAUUGGAUCCCGACUAAUCCAAUCGAGCCAAGAAAGGUCUUAAGUACUUCUAGUGUUGAUUUUAUCCAUUCAUAAUACUCGAAUUCAAGAUCUUACUUAA